This is a messenger RNA of Lates calcarifer (barramundi perch), 6324 nucleotides long. RefSeq names its product galectin-related protein. Lineage: Eukaryota; Metazoa; Chordata; Actinopteri; Centropomidae. The record is from RefSeq and is a predicted model, not a curated record. The coding region runs from base 366 to 902 and encodes 178 amino acids. Gene Ontology annotation, molecular function: carbohydrate binding. The transcript is spliced from 5 exons.
GCAAUAAAACCCAAAAGAGCCCAAAGAGCGCGUUGCCUAAUUGGGUGAAGGGUUGAGGAAAAUCUGUCUGAUUAGCCUUCUCCAACAGAAGGGGAUUAAGCUUUUAGUCUGUAAUUAUUAUAAAGCAUACGUCAGCAGAUAUCCACCCCUUUCAGACAGACAGUGGAGCGGAGGGAUGUCCUGCUAGGUGACUGCGAGUCUCUGCGAGAGGCCCGGCGAGACGUGGAGACCCAGGAAUAGGAGCAGGGACUGGAGCAGGAACAGGAAUAUCCUCCUGAGUCAGUGCCACGACGCUGACACACCACACUCCUCCGGCAGGGCUGCCUCUGCUCCGAUAAUAAGCAUCCUAUGCUAUUCUGCUCAAGAUGGCGGUGCAGGCAGCGGAAAAGGACGGAAUAAAUGUGGAAGAUGACAACCUGAACGACUCGCUGGGGAACCCCGGCCUCAUCUCACCUGACAAGGAGGAUUUAUCACGUCUCCUGACGGUGCCAUUCAGCGGACGCAUCCGGGGCGGCAUGCGGCCGGGGAAGAAGAUCAUAGUGAUGGGCAUUGUCGACCUGGAGCCAGACAGCUUUGACGUGAGCCUGACCUGCGGCCGUGACUCGGAGAAAGAGGAGCCGCCGUACGACGUGGCCCUGAAACUCACCGCACGCUUCAGCAACCGCCAGUUUCUGCGCAGUGCCCGUGUUUCUGGAAAAUGGACGGAGGAGGAGGCAUCCACCGCCUACUUCCCCUUCAUCCCUGACCAGCCUUUUAGGAUUGAGAUCCACUGCGAGCACCAGAGGUUCCGGAUAUUCGUGGACGGACACCAGCUCUUUGACUUUUAUCACAAAGUAAAAUCUUUGCCCUCUAUCGACACAGUACGGAUACAAGGAGAUCUACAGAUCACCAAGCUCGGCUAACUUCCCCCACUCUUCCCGCGCUGCGAGUCAUGUGUGAAGCAAGGACUUGAUCACAGAUGACCUCACACACAUGCACCUGUCAUGUCAUCAUCAUCCAUAACCCAUCAUGCAACACUGCAGCAACAUAGCAACUGGAAAAAGGCUCCGGCAGUGACAAGUUAGAGAUCUUCUGCUUAAUUCCAUUCACUUCUUUCCAUUUAAAGAGGAUGUGAUGUGAUGAUGCUUCGUGGGUGAAUGUGUUUGCUCCAUUUUCAGGUAUUUUUCCUUGUAGCCCCAGUUUUGUCAGAUCAGGGAUCUCACAGCUUAUUAAUAGUGCAUUCAUUUUUUUAAAAAUGUUGAAUCCUUUAGGGAUCCUGAGAUAGAGGCAGAUGUGGAAUACUUUUCAAGGAUGGAAAAAUAGCUCAGAUGUUAUAGAAACCAGUUACUCAGGAAAAAUGUAUCUUGAACUUAGCAGCUAAGACGCCAGCUAACCCUUGCUUAUGGGGGAAAAUCUCCAAAUCUGAUGACUGAGUAAAUGUUUUAACUUAAAUUGAAGGAAAUUCUCCAACUUGUGGGCUUAAAAAUCAUCUAAAAAUCUUGUGGAUAAACUGGAAAAUGCAUGUUGGUCAAGCAGAAAAUAGAAACCGAUUGAUUUGCACCCAAUAAUGGUGACUAAUAUGCUGUAAAACUCUGCAGUAUUAAACCUGGGCAGUGUUUAGAUAUUCAGUCUGAGCCUUGACUAAUUCCCACAAGGCCAAAAACAUGAUUUUUAUAGCAGAUAAAACUGGUUUAAAGCAAAAUGCUGCAGGUUGUGUGACACUUAGAUUUAAUUUCACUCAACCCAGCUGGAUGUGUGUUAAUUAUUGCAGUUAUCUACUAAAACUCAAUCUACUGAGCACAGUAGAGCGCAGUAUUAAACCCUUUCCUUGCGCUGAUGUAUCUCCCAACUCCGUAGGCGCUCCCCUGCCCUCCCUUGGGUUUAUUCCAGUUGUCAUGGUAACACGCUGCAGUCUCACCGACCUAAAUACCCAAAAAAUGAGGAUUAUAUCAUGACUAGAUGUAGCAGAAAGCGUCCCAUACUGUACACUGCGUGUGUUGGUAGUUUGCACUCAUAUGCAGCCUAUAGAUAAAAUGAUGCUGUUUGGUGAACAGGGAGGAGAGUUACAACUGUUUACUCUGCUGGGCGAGGAGAGCAGGAUAAAUGGCUUUGAAAUGAGUUAGAAAACUGAACUCUGCUCUUUGCUGUUAAACUCACAGAACACUUUUUUUUUUUUCAUGCAAACCUCAUCUGAGCUGUACGCUAAUGCAAUAUGCAACUUAUUCUCACAAUAGUAACACUGACUUCAGUACAUAUUUAGGAGAAACUGUGCUGUCAAAGUGUUGCAGGUGUUAGCCAAGCGCGAACUAAAAUCCAAAACCUUCAGUGACAUUCGACAGUCAGCUGGUUGUUUGGAGGCAGAAUCAGAUCCUGAUAGUAUGUUGAAUGUAUAGUAUUCACAUUUCUAUAGUAGCAUAGAUAUAGUGAUGCACAAAAUUAUUACUUAAUGUCACAGUUUUUCGGUGGUAUGGCUGGUGCUGUUAAUAGUCCAUUUUCAGUCUGACAGUCUUGACAUGUCUUGUAUGUCUUACAGCUUUUUUAAAAAAAGUGUUUCCUGAAUCAUUCCACAUCAGCGUCUCGUCCACACUGAAGCAGAUAGAUGUUAUAAAGCUGUUACAUCCCUGUUUAAUGCAGCCAGCAGGUUUUUACAACUCUUCCUAACUCUGUUACGUCUGUCGUGCAUCACAUGGUUUUGUCUCUGUAACCAUUCCACUCUACACAGGACGUCUUUUCCUUCAUUGAGGCAGAAAGGAAGUUACAAUAAAUACACAAUAAUAGCAGAGACUACCUGCAAAGCAAAACUCAUAUGUAUAAAAACUAUUAUGUCUUAAGGUGCUCUGUUUACACCUCUUACAGCAUCAAUGUUCACUAUGCUCUGUAAAUUUUAACAUGUUGAACUAGAUCCGAAUUUCACUGCGUGGAUUCCUGAAUACCACUUUCUCAUUAAGACUUGAUGAGGUGUAACUUCUGGCUUAAUUAAUGGGUUGUAAACCAUUUACUUAUGCUUUAUAGAUCAAAUUAAGAAAGACUUAAGGUUUGCCAGGUUGCAAAAAAUCCCUUUUUGUAUUUGGUAAUAAUGUAGUUAUUAAUGCUGAUGAACUAUCUAAUUAACCAUUGAUUUUACAGUUGCAGCUGUUAAUAAACCUUAAAUAAAGAGUUCUAACUCUCUCACUUUAUAAUAAUGCAUCAAAGAUGAAAUUGUAAAUGUUUGUAAAUUGUUCAUAAAUGGUCUAGACACUCUGCAGCUGUUUGUCAGAGAAAAAAAAGACAAAGCUAAAAAAGGGAUUUUUAAUAACCUGGCAACCAGAAAGUGGUUCCUAUAUAAUGGCUUAUAACUGCAUGAUCUAUAAAACAUCAGUGAAUUAUUUAUUAACCAUUAAUAAAGGAAUUAUGAAUAAUGUAUAAACUCUUGAUAAAGAUGACUUAUUAGAAAGUGGUUCAGACCGGUUAACAGAAAAACUUGAACCAGGUUGGAGAAGCGGUGAUGAUCUCUGGAGACAGCUGUUACAAUUCAUAUCAAACAGGAAAGUGAAAUCAUUCAUACUCUUAAUGCUGUGUCAUGGUUAGAGUCUAAUUGCGAGCAGCUUGACACAGUAAAGAGGCAAAGAGUGGUUGUAGCUGCAAGGAACUACAGUUAAGAUUUUGAUAUUUUUACAUUUGUGUAUUCAGUGUUGAUUUUAAGCUAAUGAAGGUUUUCCCAUCACCUUUUGCUAAUGUGAAUUUGGAGUAAGCCAUGACAUCUGUGCUGAACAGUUGCACUGACUUCACUGGAGCACGAUCGCUCACGUUAAUGAAGCUUCCCUUAGAUUCCUGAGCAAACUUUGAGAAAACCUCUUUGUUCAACAUCUCAUUACCUUGAGUGAGCUGCAGCUGCUUUCUAUACAUGAGUAUUUCUUAGUUCCUUUCACGUAGCAAUAAGGUCGCUGACUUCUAUGGAGCACAUCUUGUUUUCUCCUCUGUUGGUCAGACAGGGUCUUCCUGAGUUCCUCGUUUUCACUUGGCAGCCGCCGGUUUAUUUUGGUCACAAACAGGAAACGAGUACAGCUUUGGUAUGAGAGGGCAGUGAGGGAGUUCAGCGUGAAAGGAUGCGAGCCAGUGCGAUGCAUCAUCACUCCAGUGUUACAGGAGAACAAACGUGUACAAAUAAUGUGUAAUUGUAUUGACAGGUUGUGUUUUCAUAUACUGUUUUUUUGUGUUCUUUCUAUUAACUGGUGACCAUUUAUUUGUAACGCUAAAAACAUGUUAAUAUACACCGUGUAAGGAAUAUGAUUCAGCAGUGCGUUUCAGUGGAUGUAGAUGUGUGUUCAAGUGUGGUGCAGUUUCAUGUUUUUGGCUGCUCAGCUGUCGCACAUGGAGCUGAGCUAGCAGUAAUUAACAGCGUCAACAGCUGCAUUGCUGUUGCUAAGAAUUAUGGUGGAGGGAGAUGAACAAUUCAAGACUUCCUGAAUUAAAGGGCUUGAACCAGGGAGCGCUUUUUGUGUGGUGUGUGUGUGUGUGUGUGUGUGUGUGUGUGCACAGGGAGCUGAGCUGGGGGUGUGUUUUUCUCAACAUAGCACAGUUUAACUCUGCGAUAGCAAACUGUUUCUGGGGCUGUUGUGUGUUUUCCAGAUGUGUACGAGCACAGUGCGUUUUUCCCAUUAGGUUUUCUGCACAGUUGGAUGUGGUGCAGGUACAUGAUAAGCUGGCAGGUUACUUGAGCUUACUUAUUUGGUACUGUUGCACUUUAGAAAAUGUAUUGGUGUCCACUUGAGGGACUCAGAACUGAUUAUUAUUCCUGUAAAGACAAAAAAAGAAAGAAACGGUACGUGUUUGGAAAACCUCAACAUACAUUGUGUUUCUUCCCAGAAUAACAGUUCCCCAUUCCUGAUCUCCUAAUGAUCCCAUGUCUUUUGAAGAACCAUUUUGGUAAAUACUGUUAUUCGCCCUUAGCGCCUAUUUUAAUUGUUCUACAACCCUUUAAAAAUGCAACAGAAAAACUGAAUGUCAUUCUCUUCCUGAUUGUAAUCUGAUGAUAAAUUCCCAGGCGGAAAUACUGUUCAUAUUCACCUCAGUUAUUUAGGAUCCUCUCCUCACACCCACUGAGUUGUGAAAUAGAUGUUUGCACCCUUCCUGCCCUCAGUUAAAAAUUGAGGGCGACUGACGUGAGGGAAACCGUUUAUUUGACCCAGGUCUGUAUGUUGCCCUGCUUUUGGACUUUGGAUGUACAUAUUCAUGAACACAGCCUCACAGGCUUCGUUUUUACAUGAGGAAUACUGAGAAGCUGAGCUGCGAGCAGAAAGCAUUUUGUUGUGCAUGUAAACUAGUACCUGGCUAUUCUGUAAACAUGAAAGAUUGAGGUAUUUUAUCACCAGUUUUCGUUCCAGUCAAGCAUGCGCUUUUAUUUCAUUUUAAUUUUUUUACCAUCUAUCUGACGUUUCAAGGUCAGAAUUUUCCUUUGGCCUGCUUAUCUUUAUAGCUUAGCAUUUAUGAAAAUUGAAAUUUAGUGCUUACCUUGACAACAAAUUCUAGGAUUUAAACACUGCUGACAGAAACACUUGGAUGAUCAAAACAAGAAUUGGACUUCAGUAUCUAAAUCAAGUUUUAAAACAGUUGUAAAACAACAAAAUGACUUUCUAAGAAGUGCUAAAACCUACAUGGCUGUUGUAAGAACGGCUACAUCAUGAUGUCCAUUUAUGAAGUGUCCUCUGAGUAGAAGUAGGCUGAUCUGUUGCUAAUGUAUUGUGUGGUUGUACAAUCAUGUUAUCAGUUCUAUUUAUUACAGUGUAACCAGCAGGGUUGUGUGUGGUAACGUCAUACCUACUGUAUUGGUAAUGUACUAAUUUUUGCUGUUUAUAUGAAGGUAUCUUGAAAGUUUUUUAUAAAGAUGAAAGUGUUUUGAGCUCAGCUAAGAAACAGUGAGAAACAAGUAUUGGAUCAAACUCUCUGCUCUAGAUUCUUUUAAAUGCAAAAACCAUCAUUUUGACACGAUGACAGGAUGCACCAAGUAAGAGGAUCGCCAGGGUGUUCGCUUCUGUGACUUUGAUCUUCUGAAAGUCUUUUAUGCCACCAAGCAUCACGUCGGCCCUCUCUGUCGGCUGUUUCAUCUGGUGUUUUUCAGCUGAGCAGCUUUUCAUUAGCCACAAUGAAACAGGAGUGCUUGUACGUACAAGAUGUCUUUGUGAUUCCCAAAAUAUUCAGAGAUGACCCUAAAUUUUAUCAUCAACAACGUGCACUGGACCAGUGGUUAAAUGAAGACAGCACAUUCUGCCGUUGUGUUAGCCCUCUCCAAAUGUUUUUUGCCCCCUUCCUCCUCAUGCUUUUGUAAAAACAGCUACUUUGCAAACCAAUAAACUUCUCAUCUUGGAA